Meloidogyne enterolobii is the source of this 282-nucleotide messenger RNA. Lineage: Eukaryota; Metazoa; Nematoda; Chromadorea; Rhabditida; Meloidogynidae. The record is from the annotation of a GenBank genome assembly.
AUGAUAAGAAUUAUUUUACUUACAACUUUUUUAUUUACAAUUUUCCCGGUUUUUCUGGGUACAGAAGAUGGCCUAUUUACAGAAUGCGUGGAAAGCUUGCCAUGUACAGCGGACGUACAAUGCUUUAAAGGCCGCUGUGCUGGAAAAUAUGUCGCCAAAUGUAAAUGUCUUUGUACUCAUAGAAAGCGCUGUAAAUCUAAGAUUGAAUGCGGGGGAAUGCAUAAUUCUUGCAUUAAUGGACGUUGCGAUUGUUUGCAAGGUACUAGAGAUAGAGAUUUUUGA